Messenger RNA from Ipomoea nil (Japanese morning glory), 1718 nucleotides. RefSeq names its product probable receptor-like protein kinase At5g47070. NCBI's taxonomy places the organism in Eukaryota, Viridiplantae, Streptophyta, Magnoliopsida, Solanales, Convolvulaceae. Gene Ontology annotation, molecular function: ATP binding; protein kinase activity. The transcript is spliced from 5 exons. Gene Ontology annotation, biological process: protein phosphorylation. The record is from RefSeq and is a predicted model, not a curated record. Bases 193 to 1407 code for a protein of 404 amino acids.
UGUGUAACUGUGUAAGACUCCGGGCCUCUUUUGGUCAUCCAACGUUUUCUUCUUCUUUUGCCGGUCUGGCUGCUUGUGGGAGUUCUUGGUCUUCUGGGUUUUUGUCAAAGAUUGAAUCUUUAGUGACAUUGUUGUGAAUUCAGGCUGCCCCAGAGCGAGCUGAGGGUAUUGUACUUCUUUAAUUUGAAGACCAUGAAGUGUUUCGCCCUAUUCUUCAAUGCUCAAAAGAAGGAAGAAGAACUGAAUACAGUGAACUCAAAUUCGGCCCUCUCCUCCUUAUCUGGCUCUUCUGAUCCUGAACUGCGGCCGUCCAGUCUUGAGUAUAAUUCUAAGACUGCAUCAGAUGCUAGUACGGAGUCCAGAGGAAGAACGCAGUUCCCGAAUUUGUCUGAGAGGCCUUCUAAUCUCAGGGUCUUUGCAUUCUCAGAACUCAAAACUGCAACGAAAAAUUUUAACCACUCAACCAAGAUCGGGGAGGGAGGAUUUGGACCGGUGUAUAAGGGAACAAUUAAGAAUUCUGAAGAUCCCACUAAAAGGGUUGAUGUGGCCAUAAAACAACUUAGCAGAAGAGGAAUACAGGGGCACAAAGAAUGGAUGUCAGAAGUGAAUGUACUUGGUGUGGCUGAACACGAGAACCUUGUCAAAUUAAUUGGAUAUUGUGCAGAAGAUGAUGAAAGGGGAAUCCAGCGCCUUCUGGUAUAUGAAUAUAUGCCUAAUGGAAGUGUGGAAAAUCAUUUGUCGGCCAAGUCAGAAACACCACUGUCUUGGAUCAUGAGGUUGAAAAUAGCUCGAGAUGCUGCACGUGGCUUAGAAUAUCUGCACGAGGGAAUGGAUUUUCAGAUCAUCUUCAGAGAUUUCAAAUCUUCAAAUAUUCUACUAGAUGAGCAAUGGAAUGCAAAGCUAUCAGACUUUGGGUUAGCUAGGUUGGGUCCUCCCGAAGGGCGUACUCACGUCUCAACUGCGGUGGUUGGAACAAUGGGAUAUGCUUCUCCUGAAUAUAUUCAAACAGGUCGUCUCACAUUCAAGAAUGAUGUAUGGAGCUAUGGAGUGUUUCUCUAUGAACUCAUCACAGGGAGACGCCCGUUGGAUAGGAAUCGUCCCAAGAGUGAGCAGAAGCUCUUGGAAUGGAUAAAGCCAUAUGUAUCAGAUUCAAAGAAGUUUCAUAUGAUAGUAGACCCUAGGCUUGAAGGCAAUUUCGUAAGGUCAGCUCAGAAACUCUCUGUUGUUGCAAACCGCUGCUUGGUGAGACACCCAAAGUCACGCCCAAAGAUGAGUGAAGUUCUGGAGAUGGUGAACAACGUUGCAGAAGCAUCCACAGGAUUGGGGAAUCCUCGGCGGCCCAUAAGAUCUUCACAUCCUAUUCCAAAUAAAGACGAUAUUGACAGAAAAAAAGUUAAAAUAUGUUAAGUGAUAUCAAAGUUGGAGAUGGUGGCUGGCUACAUUGGUGAGAGAUUUAUGAUGACGCGAGUCAUAGAAGGAAUUACUAACGUCUUCUAUUGAUCAUAAAAGUAGAGUGAAGUGCAAAUUCUAUUAGAUUGGCUAUACUAAUGGCUGCAAUGAUUUGGUGGUGAGAAAGCAAAUGCCAUAAAAAUAUUGUUUUGCUUUAGAAGCCCUCGAUCUAUUCUUUUUGGAAUUUAUCCUUCAAUUCUGUGUCAAAAGCACUGUGGUUGGCCAUUAAUAUAUCUUUCUAUACUUGCAAUGAAAGAUUACUUUCUGGA